AUGAAGGCACUUUCAGUAUGGCUUAGCUCGUGGAUGCUAGCACCAGUGCUAGCAGAUGGUAAUGAUUCAUUUACUUUCCCCAAAUUCGAAUCAUCUACCGACUAUUUUGAGCAAAGCGAUCCUGACAUUUCAGUGGGAAGCGUCAAUUAUACUCACAAUUUUGGAUUGAAGGAUCAAUAUUCAUGGAGCCAGGUUUUAGAUCAAUUGGACGAAUACCACAAGUUGUUUUUUAUUGUGAGACACGCAUUUGGCGUGCAUCAAUGUAAUACUCCCUCUACUGAUUGGACAUGCUAUUGGCAAACUUUGGACGGUUCAGAUGGCCAGGUUUGGGCAGAUGCAUUAUUGACACCACAAGGUGUUGAGCAGAGCAAAAGCUUAUCGCAACAGAUCAAAUCAACGCCCGAGUUGCCACAGCCAGAUAGACAUUUCUCUUCUCCACUCAGAAGAACUUUGGAAACAUGGGAGUAUGUGUGGAAAGAUGUUACUGAUAAGACUCCCUUGAUCAAAGAGUUUGCAAGAGAAACAUACGGUAUCCAAACUGAAAGCAAGAGACAUCCCAAAUCCUAUAUCAAAACAAACUGGCCCUACGUUACUUUUGAAGAUGGCUUUACUGAAGCCGAUGAGUUGUGGUCGUCUUCAAAACGUGAAACUGGACAACACAGAAAGUACCGUGCUGCCUCCUUAUUAAAUGAUAUAUUCGAGCAAACUUCGGCAGAUGAAAAAGUCAUAUCAUUGGUUUCUCAUUCAGGUCUCAUUGGCUCAAUCUUGGAAGUUAUUGGUCAUAGAGACUAUCCAAUCAACAAUGCAGUUUUGUUGCCUGUUUUGAUUCAGAGAAAAAAGCACAAGACUGAUGAGUACAAGUUGAGCAAGCCAGAUAAGACAUUUAGCGACAUUUGUCCUGAUAAGCCAUCGCUGAUUACUCAGGGACCAGAAUUGACUUGUAGUGCUGCUCCGUAUAGAGUUAGUGCUUAA
This is a messenger RNA of Lodderomyces elongisporus, 972 nucleotides long. RefSeq names its product phosphoglycerate mutase family protein. The transcript has a single exon. Gene Ontology annotation, molecular function: phosphatase activity. The record is from RefSeq and is a predicted model, not a curated record. Lineage: Eukaryota; Fungi; Ascomycota; Pichiomycetes; Serinales; Debaryomycetaceae. Gene Ontology annotation, cellular component: cytoplasm. The coding region runs from base 1 to 972 and encodes 323 amino acids.